AUGGCUGCUCCCCGUUCGACUUCUCUCAAGGCCCUCAGGUCGCUGUCCCAGCAACCUCGCCGCUCUCUUCACAUCACCGGCGCCUACUCGGCCCAGGUCGCUACCGGACCAGACGCCAGCACUCUCUACCACUCCAGAACCCUGGCAGACCUCAGAGCAGAGUGCCAGAAGAGGAAUCUCGGUGCAUCUGGAAGUAAAUCAGAGCUUGUUGACCGCCUCUCAAACCACGAUGUUCUCCAGUCUCGUGCAUUCAGCAUUGCAAUGAGGCGUAUUGAUCGUCACGCCUUUGGCCAGCAGCAGUCUUCUUCGUCCAGACCCUUCAACACAUCUCGGGCCAACAGGUCGCCCCAGGACUCUUCCCCCGUCGACCUCGCCUAUAUGCCGACCUUCAUGGAGUCUGCUUCCGCCAGCCAGUCGAUGCCUCGUAUCCCCACCCCUCCAGACUCCUUCACUCACUACGAGAUGGCCCCAGCCAGCGCUAGUGUGAUGAAGCCUCAGAUCUACACCGUCAGCAACGACAUGGGCUCCAACGGACCCAGCCCAAUGAGUGAAGUUGUAGAUAACCAUGCAUUGGACUUCAACCCUUUCAACCUCACGGAGGCCGUUAGCAGGUCCCGAGAUGGGGCCAGAGCUAGUGAUUCCAGUCAAGAGACUGUUGGCGGCGCCGUCCGAGACCUAUGGAGGGGCAUGCUAGAAGACAUCAAGGGGACGAGUCAGAGUAGUAUAUCCCAAUAA
Trichophyton benhamiae CBS 112371 is the source of this 735-nucleotide messenger RNA. RefSeq lists its product as uncharacterized. Lineage: Eukaryota; Fungi; Ascomycota; Eurotiomycetes; Onygenales; Arthrodermataceae. Bases 1 to 735 code for a protein of 244 amino acids. The transcript has 2 exons. The record is from RefSeq and is a predicted model, not a curated record.